GCGUUUGGUUCGUCGUGCGGUUGCUGCUCCGUGGCGUGUUUGGCCGUAUAUAUAUCUGUGCCACUGCUGGCGCUUGCCACUCUGCAGGCAUUGCGAUUCACUAGAUGCUGUAGUGUGCUUUUGAAUUUUGUUGUGGCCCCAGCCAACUUGCAAUUUAUGUGGCUAAUUAGAGGAAAAGAAGGCGGCGUCGGCGGACCAUUUGUGCGUGACUCUCGAUUGCCGUAAGUGCUGCGCAUCCUUUACGUUUCGUGUGCCGUGCCCCUACCGCCCACCAAAAAAAAAAAAAAAUACAAAAAAAAAAAAAGAGUUAACACAACGUGCCGGAAGAAUAAUAAUACACUCAAGUUAUCAAAACACUUGAAGGGAACUGGUAGAAGUGGAGUCCCAAAAAUCUGCAGUGCAAAAAAAGGGAAAGCGAAAGCGGGAAUUGAAAUGGAAAUUUAGGGCAAAAGCGGAUUACGAGCAGCCAUAACAGCCGAAAGCGGAAAAUUGAAAAUGAAAACGAAUAUCCAAGUGCGGGAAAACAAACAGCAGGAAAACUGAAAAGUGAGUUGCGGAAUAUUCGGAAAAGAUUCCCGACCCCAACAAUCCACCAAAAAAUACGGAACGGAAUGUCCAUAAAAGAGCGAAUGAACAUGUAAAAGCACAUUAAGCGAUGCUAUGGACUUGAUCUGACUCACAUGGACAUGCAUUCGUAAAUGUCGACGGAAAUGCUCUUUUUAUGGGCCAAGAGUACAUUGGCGCUUCAUUAAAGCCAACGGCGGAAGCGGAAAUAGCCGAGCGGCCAUAACAAGGAGACGCGUGUUUAUUGGCGCCGCCAGGUCAGAAAAACGCAAAAACGUAGAAACCCAAACUGCCAACUGCCAACUGCCAACAGCAAACUGCAACAUUCUGUACUACUUGGCAAUACUUGUAUACUCCUGCUGCUUGUUUCUUUGACACUUUGGUCAAAUUGAAGUUUGCCACAUAAAUGACGAGACGUUCUUGCGUUUGGCACAACGCACCGCAAGCACGACUAAAUGACAGCCAUGCAGCUUUUAUUGCCAACAAGCGGAAUGCCAACAAAUACACUGGAAACCGAAACAACAGCCAUGCAAACGACAUAUUGGCCAAGACAAACCGGCAACAGCAACAGCAAAUGCAACAGCAGCAGCAGCAGCAGCAACAGCAAAAGCAAAGGCAACACCAAAUGCAAGUGCAACAUGAACACACAUCGAAAAUCACGGACGAGAUGCCCGGACAAUGGGAAAACGAUUUGGGCUGUCGGCUUCACGUUGGUCCUGUUGACUUGCCUGCAGCAACUGAAAUCGGUUUCGGCGGACGAGGAGUCGCAGGAUUUUCAAAAGAACAUACCCGCUCGAUUGGUUUGGGCCGCUUUGGGCAAAACGGUGGAGCUGCCCUGCGAUUUGACGCCGCCCACGUCGCAGGAUUCGGUGAAGCUGCUGCUGUGGUUCAAGGACACCACGGGCAUUCCUCUGUACAGUCUGGACUCGCGGGGCGGCAACGUGAAGUUGGCGCCACAUGCGGCCAUAGCUAGCGAUCUGGGGCAACGUCUGUUCUUCAGCAUCGGCGACAAUCCCAAGGAUUCCCGCCUGCAGAUCAACGAUGUGAAGCCGGAGGACGGUGGCGUCUAUCGCUGUCGCGUCGACUUCUUCAACUCCCCAACGCGCAACUUCAGGCACAACCUGACCCUAGUUGUGCCGCCCGAGGAGCCGCGCAUCUUCGAUGCCCAGGGCAAGGAGAUAUCCCAGAUGGCAGGACCCUUCCGAGAGGGCUAUGAGCUCUUUCUCUGCUGUCAAGUGAGAGGCGGACGACCCCCGCCCAAAGUCACCUGGUGGCGCGACGACACCGAGCUAAUCGGCACCAGUCACACAUCCGUGGAGGAGGGCGCCACCGUGAUGGUUAAUCAGCUGCUGAUUGGAACCACCACGCGGGACUUCUACGGAAUUCGCAUCGAGUGCCGGGCGCAGGGCACACGACUGGUGGAUCCGGUUCGCAAGGAUGUCACCGUGCAGGUUUACUUGAAACCGGUGCGCGUAAAGAUUGCAACUCCCAACGAACUGCUGACCGCUGGACAACCGAUGCCCAUACGCUGCGAGUCCUGGGGCUCGUAUCCUGCGGCCAAGAUCACCUGGCUGCUCGAUGGCGAGCCCAUUCGCAAUGCGGAGGUCACCGUCCACAGCGACAAGGAGGAUGGGAAUAUCACCACGAGUAUUCUGACAUUGAAGGUAACAUCGGAGAACGAUAAUGCCGAGCUGACGUGUCGCGCCACGAAUCCCUGGUUCUCCGGUGGCGCCAUCGAGGACAAGCGCAUCAUCCGUGUGGCAUAUCCGCCCACGGUAUCGGUGCACUUGGCCAACGAAGAUCCCAGCCGGCUGGUGACGCGGGCCGAGGGCCAGAAUGUCACUUUCAAGUGCCGGGCAGAUGCCAGGCCGCCGGUAACCAGCUACUCCUGGUUCAAGAAUGGCAUGCGAAUGUCGGGCGAGAGCACGGAAAUAAUGCACUUGACGCAAUUGGAGAGGGAAAGUGCGGGGGCGUACGCCUGCGGGGCCACAAACACGGAGGGCGAGACCCGGAGUUCGAGUCUCACUUUAAAAGUGCAGUUCUCGCCGCGCUGUAAAUCGGGCACCGAACAAACCUCCAUUGGAGCCGUCAGCCUUCACUCGAUCCUGGUCAAAUGCGAGGUGGAUGCCGAUCCGCCGGACUCCGUGCGCUUCAGUUGGACGUACAACAAUACCCGGAACGUGUCGCCGGUGCUCAACUCGAGGAUACAGUCGAACGGACUGGCCAGCACGGUGACGUACCUGCCCCAAACGGACUCCGAGUUAAUAACGCUGGCCUGCUGGGCCAGCAAUGCUGUGGGCCGCCAAACGACGCCCUGUCUGGUGCACAUCCUGCCGGCAAACACACCGGAGGCACCGAAGGCCUGCGAAUUGCGCAACGACACCGUCCUGGAGGUGGUUUGUGUGGCGGGCAGUGACGGAGGACUCUCGCAGUACUUCAUGCUGGAGGUGGUGGGCGGAGACCCACUCUACUCAGGAGAACCGGGCGGAUCGGCGGCCCAGGGGCGUGGCCAGUUCAGCGAGGCCAUCGGCCUGGGCGACAACGAGAUAUCCACGCUCAACGAUCAGGCGACAUCUGCACCCAUCUUCCGCAUGCAGGAGAACAGUCCACAGUUUCGUUUGAAUAAUUUAGAGCCGGGACGUGAAUAUCAAUUUUUAGUUUACGCCGUCAACGCCAAAGGACGAAGCGAGCCGCCGGUGGUGAUUGAGAAUGUACGCGUGGCCGCCCAACUGGGACCAUAUGAUGAAUCCAUUCUGUCCGAGGACCCAACGCCCGCAGAAACAACACAUCAUGUGGGCGGCGGUGUGGGCGGCAGCGGGAGCUCCAGCGGCCUGGGCACCGGCGCCAGCACGGGCAGCGGCCCGGAGAAGCAAUCGACGCUGCUGAUACUCGCCGCCGUCGUGGUGAUAGGCGCCGUCGUGGUGACGUCAAUUAUCGUGGCCGGCAUCGUCGUGGUCUGCCGGCACAGGCCGCGGCCACCUGAGCCGCAGGAGGUGCGCAAGAGCAUGCGGCCAGCGAGAAACGAUGUGCCGAGCAUGUACAUCGAGGAGGACGAGCUGAACGAGCUGGAGGAGGGCGGCGGACGAGCGGCGGAGAUUAGGGCGCGUGUGGCCCCGCCCAAUUCGCAUCUGUGCGGCGGCGGUGGGAUGCCGAUGCCCGGUGGCGUUGGGUCAAGUGGCGGUGCCAUUGUGGGCGUGGCCGGACCCCAUCACUACAUCUCCGAGAGCUUCAUCCAGUACGCGCAGCCCAGCCUAAACGGCGACGUGCUGCUGCCCCUGCUCGUUACAUCCAGCCAGCCUUGCAGCACUAACUCCACCAUCUCGAGCGUGGUCCUGGCCAUGCCCCAGGCGAAACUAUGUCCUGAUCCUGCGAGCCGAAACACUGCCUGGCCGCCCGAAUACCCGGAUCUGAUAUUGCCGCGCGGCGAAUUGGAAUUUACGACCCUGGAUCCAACGCUGAAGUAAUUGUAAAAAGUAAUAAUAAAUAUCUACACACACACACACAGACACACACACAUGCGGACUCACUCGCGGUGAGGCCUCAUAAUUCACGGGCAUUUCAUUAAACAUAGCUGUAAAUUUUUAGCAUAAAUUUAAAUGCAUUAGCGUAAAGGUAAAUCGUGUUGCGUAACGUUUAAGCGGAAAGGCAAAUAGAUAAGGAUAAACCAUUUUGUAAUUGUCAGCCAUUAAGUGUCAUUGAAACCGCUGAAGGCGGAUGCAAAAUCAAAAAAAAAAACAAAACAAAACAAAUACGAACAUAAAUAUAGAAACCCAGAAGCUGCGCUAUAAAUACGCUACAAACUUGUAACUGAAAUCAAAAGUAUGAAACAUGUAAAUACAACACUCACUUCACGACACACACUCACACUCAUUUUGCUGUUGCACCAUCGACUGUACAUAGAGAAACGGGCAAACAUUAAUCAAACUGCAUUUAAAUGUUAAAUAUUAAUUGUAAUUAAUGAACAACUAGCCCGUAAGCCAAUAGUAGUUAGUAAGUAAGUAAGCCGUGUGUAUUGAAAGUGUAAUUAGACUCAUAGAGCCAACGGACUUUGCACCAGGUAUCUGUUAUCUGCAUCGGAUGUGUGAAAAUAUCUGGCCAUUUAUCCAUUAAUGUCUGCAUAGCCAUAUAGCAUUCAUUCAUUAGCUAAAGUUCAACUCUGUCCCAUCCUGUUUGCUGUCCGAUCAUUUGAAAUAUUUAAAUGUUUCCAACAGCUAGCAGCAAUUCUGGGCCCUCGGCCCACCCACUUUUCCGCCCUGAUCCGGCACUUUCAGUCGCUAUUUAUGGCAAUUCCAUGAAUAUUCUAUUACCCCAAUAAGCCGAACCGACGGCAAAGAUGAAUAACAGCCGAAAAAAACACGAAACACACAAAACAACAGCCAAGUGGGCCAUGCUCGAGUGCAUAAUGAAUAAAUGUCGAGUGAACAGGCAAUUCCCAGGAUCCUCAGCAAUUCCACCCACACAUGACUCCCCCACAACUCAAACUACAACACAAACUCGAAGUCAAACAAUAAAUGCGAAUUCAGUGUAAAUGUUAUAAAUAACUAAAGUAACCGAGCAAAGUACGACAUAAAAAUAAUAAUAAUAAUAAUAAUACGCCAUACACUGUACACAAUACUCCAAUGUAAUUCGAAUUCUAAUUUCAAAUAUACAAACAUAAAGUGAAAUGGCAGACUAGCAAAAUAUACAGUGCGUAUGCGUAAUAAAAUAAAUUGAAAUUUAUAUAUAUAUAUACAAGUAUAUAUAGAUGCAUACAAAUGGAAACAGCUCGAAUGUCGUUCUCUGUCUCUGUCACUCUGAACAAAACCAAACUGAUUGUUUUUAAGCAAAGUUAGAUUUAUAAAUAAAUUAAAUUUAAAUGCGAAACGAGAAACGAGUAACGCAAACUUAAAAGUGAAAUACAUUAAUAACUAAGUCGAAACUACUGAGUGUGUUAAUAAUACUGAAUACUGAAUAAAUAAACAAGAU
Messenger RNA from Drosophila santomea, 5529 nucleotides. RefSeq names its product nephrin (gene side). The coding region runs from base 1020 to 4028 and encodes 1002 amino acids. The transcript is spliced from 18 exons. Gene Ontology annotation, molecular function: protein binding. Lineage: Eukaryota; Metazoa; Arthropoda; Insecta; Diptera; Drosophilidae. The record is from RefSeq and is a predicted model, not a curated record.